This is a messenger RNA of Pelmatolapia mariae (spotted tilapia), 952 nucleotides long. RefSeq names its product focadhesin-like. The record is from RefSeq and is a predicted model, not a curated record. Bases 203 to 694 code for a protein of 163 amino acids. NCBI's taxonomy places the organism in Eukaryota, Metazoa, Chordata, Actinopteri, Cichliformes, Cichlidae. Gene Ontology annotation, biological process: regulation of post-transcriptional gene silencing. The transcript is spliced from 4 exons.
UUGGACUCCACCACAGCAGCCUCUGUGUGGGAUAGAUGCAGUGCUCUGUAGUAUAAAGCACUCUGUCAGUGAGCUGGACUCUCCAUCGUCUAACAUCUGCCUUCUUCAGCUGUAACCGUGUGUUUCUCUUGUAAACUUGGCUCUGAUCAUAUGUGCUGUAAUAUUCCAGCUUUGCUUCCCGAUCGUGCUGCACAGUCUGCACAUGCUGGCCGGCUCCCCCAAGCUGAGAGCAGUGGGACUGCGCCUCAUGACCGCUCUGUGGAAGAAACAGGACCGGGUCUACCCAGAGCUGCAGCGUCUAAUGAGCCAGCAGGACAGCAGGGCGGUGCUGGGGAGGGACGCCCAGUGGGAGCAGAUCCUGGCCAGGGCCGCCUGUGUCAGGGACAUCUGCAGAGAGAGGCCUUACCAGCAUGCAGGGGACAUGGUGGCUGCCAUUUCACUCACUUUAAAACAGUGCAACAGACCAGACCUGGCAUCCCCGGCUGCUCUCGUCCUGCAGGGACUACAGGAGCUGUGUCGAGCAGAGGUGGUGGAUAUUAUCUCAGCAUGGAGAACUGUUUGGCCUGAGCUCAGCUGUCACUCACAGCCAGGAGUGGUUCAAGCCAUCGCUGAGCUUUUGGCUCUGGUGCGUCAGCUCACAGUUAAAUCAGAGCAGUACGAGGUGCGUCGUAACGUUCAUGUUCCCCUGUGUUGAGGAGCUAACAGAGUGACACAGGAACUCCACCAGGUUAUGUUUUUCUCUGUGGUUCUGUCUGUAAACAGGACUCUCACCAGCUGUUUGUAUAUUCUAACCUUACUGUAGAGUCACAUCUCUACAUCACUGUGUCUGGUAGCUAAAGUUAGCACAUCAAUGUAAAGUUGGGUAGAAGCACAAAGUACAGACGUGUGAGGGUCCAGUCCUCAGAGUCCUGCUCUGGUCGGACUUCACAGGGUCAGUAACUAAUAAAUGGAU